Molecule: messenger RNA, 471 nt
Organism: Dipodomys ordii (Ord's kangaroo rat)
Lineage: Eukaryota; Metazoa; Chordata; Mammalia; Rodentia; Heteromyidae
Product: keratin-associated protein 15-1
Exons: 1
Coding region: 1-471 (156 amino acids)
Source: RefSeq, a predicted model, not a curated record
AUGUCUUACGCCUGCAACUCCGGAAACUUCUCCUCCCAGUCCGCUGGCGCUUACCUGAGAUGCCCAGGGUCCAACUGUAACUCCUUCUACCCCAGCAAUAUAAUCUACGCCCAGAGACCCCAGCAGCUGGGCUCCUCCUUCUUUGGUGGCCAACAAGAGAGCUUCUCCGACCCCACUGACUUCGAGACCUCAGGGGUGGACGCCACCUCCUGCUUCCGCCCCAAGAACUUCAUCUUCUCCAGGCCCUGCCAUACACCUUACGCUGGAUCUUUCGGAUGCGGCAACUCUGGCUUUGGAUCUUCUGGAUAUUGCAACUCCGGCUUUGGAUCUUUUGGCUAUGGAAACGCUGGAUUCCAGUCUCUUGGAUGUGGUUCCAGCUACUCCCGCCCCACAUUCUUCUCUUCGAAGAGCUACCAGUCGUCUUACUACCAGCCAACCUGUGGCUCUCGCUUUUUCGGAUCAACUUACUAG